AGAUUUAUCGGUAUGCUGCUCGUGCUCUGGCGCAGCUGCUUAUCGCGGACAAACAUGUAGCUUACUGCGGAGCAGGAAUUGUUCGACAGCAUGUGACCGUGCUUCUCAGCUGAUUAAACUUGUAUGGAGCGCCUGUUGCAGUUAACAUUUUAAGCCACCACGGGAUGAGCCUUUGAGCAUACUGUGCUGUCAUUGCAGUAACAUGUCACACAAUAGUGCAUCCCGCGGAGCGGAAGCAGGAAUCGGGGAAAACAGUACCGUGGCUUGCAGUACUUUGGAGAGUGCCAAGAAGGAGACUGCUGACAUGGAUGCUGAACUCAAAGCUCUUGGACUGUGGGAAGAAGACUUGAGCGAAGAGCAAAAGGCAGAGCUGUUGAAAGUUGUGGCAGUGUCCAAGGAGACAGCUCAGCUGGAAGAGGCCGUGCGUCACUGUUUGGUGCACCCUGCAUGGAUGCUUAAGGACGAUACUCAGACACACCACUCACCGAAAUAUAUGGGAGAAGAAAUUACAGUCGAUAGUGAAGAAGAAUCAAUGCCUGCUCCUCCAGAAAACCAAAGACACCCAUCUCUAUGGCCUUCACAGAGCAAUACUGUUGCUUGCAGCACAAGUGGUGGUGGUGGUGGUGGCGGUGAAGAUGCAUACGAAAGUCGGAGCGAAUGGGAUUUCUCUGCAUCUAGGCCUGCCAAGCUACGUGUUCUUGCAAUGGAGCAUCACCUUUCCUUACAGUGGGACGAAGGUCCGCCAGAGCUUAUAGACAAGAGGUUGGCUGAGGUAGGAAAGAUUUCUAAUUUUCCAGCGCCCGGAAGGAAGUUCUGGAGUACGACUGGGUCAGUAAGGAACCUCGAAGGCCUUCACGCAGGUUUGAAGGAAUAUCAGCGAAAGCUCCCUGUGCGGCCCUGGUGCCAUCCCGUGGGUGGGCGAUCACGUCAUCAAUUGUCUUGCUCAGCGUUGCUACACUCUGCUUCUGAGUCUCAAAGACUAUCUGGUAUGGUUGCACACCCCAAGCGACCUCAUCAAGAGGAAGAUGAUGCAGGUGGUGAUCCUUCUUGCUUAACACCUGGUGACCACCUGUAGGAUCUCACUGUCCUCAUACAUUUGGCCGUCUAUCCGGCUGAAAUGUACAGGAGAAGCAACUAUUUUUGCAGACUACUCACUUCUGCUCAAGAGGCUAUUUUUGUAGCAGCAUCACUUUCUAUUUGUGUACAGUAAUAAAGCACACAUGGUAUCAGUC
Ornithodoros turicata is the source of this 1232-nucleotide messenger RNA. RefSeq lists its product as uncharacterized. Bases 203 to 1075 code for a protein of 290 amino acids. Lineage: Eukaryota; Metazoa; Arthropoda; Arachnida; Ixodida; Argasidae. The transcript has 12 exons. The record is from RefSeq and is a predicted model, not a curated record.